This is a messenger RNA of Clupea harengus (Atlantic herring), 5842 nucleotides long. It is a transcript of the gene ino80, whose product is annotated as INO80 complex ATPase subunit. NCBI's taxonomy places the organism in Eukaryota, Metazoa, Chordata, Actinopteri, Clupeiformes, Clupeidae. Gene Ontology annotation, biological process: chromatin remodeling; DNA-templated transcription; DNA repair. Gene Ontology annotation, molecular function: ATP hydrolysis activity; ATP binding; histone binding. The record is from RefSeq and is a predicted model, not a curated record. Gene Ontology annotation, cellular component: Ino80 complex; nucleus.
UACAGUUACGUCAUUCUCCACUCGGAAAUCUUCGGAAGGUUUCAGACUGUACCAAUAGAUGUCUGGCAUGUCUAACACAAACUGCUUUUUGUUUUGGAGAAGAGUACACGACCGUGAUAAUUGUAUACUUUAACACAGAUUCUUUAUCGGUACUGUUCAGUGAAACGUGCUGUCAAACCUCGGCUAAAUCAUGGGUGGAAAGAUGGACCUCUCUGCUAUCGUUCAUUAGGCCUGUUCGUUUCUCUGUCCUCGCCAUGGCGCCGUGUCCCUGCUCUCUCAGUUACUGAAAGUGGCCGCCUCUCUUCUACUGCCGACCCUACGCUCUCAGAAUCAGUCUGUACCCACAACCGCCAUUUUGGAGGCAGAGAGCGCAGAGUUGGCAGCGGCAGAGAUCGAGCGAAAAGGGGGACACGGGGCCCAAGGUAUCUGUGCCCUGUAUGGGUCAUCGUCUCCAUGGCCUCUCAGCGAGAUGAGACGGAGCCCACAGCCUGCUCAAAGCUGGCCAAGCCUGUGCACCUGCAGCACCUGGAGCGCUCAUUGAGAUUGGACUCCUUCUUGUGGCAAACAGCCAGUACCUUCAAUGGAGACAUUUCCAGUGAUGACAGUGAGGACUCUUUGGAUGAGGGCCCCUCUCUUCUGGCGUCAGACCCAGACACUCUUCCGGAGGCAAUCAAAGAGAAACCUGCAGACCCCACAGAGUGUGGGAGAAGGACCAGGCUCUCAGAAUGCAGCCCAUUGAAUGGAGCUCUGCUGUUUGAACAAAACAAAGGAAAUUUGUACAAUUUCUCCAAGUUGAAGAAGAGUAGAAAGUGGUUGAAGGGCAUUCUCCUAGGUGACGAGACAGACUCCGAGUCUGACGUGAGUGACUCAGACUUCUCUUUGUCCAAUGAAGAGCUACAAGACAUGCUGCGGCUCCACAAACUCACCAGACUCCAUCAGAGCAAGUUUCACGCAGACCGCGAGCUGCAGCAGUAUCAGUAUUACAGUACUGGUCUUCUCUCGUCCCAUGACCCCUUCUAUGAACAACAGCGCCAACUGUACGGGCCAAAGAAGAAGAAGUUUAAAGAGGAGAAAAAAUCAAAACUGAAGAAGGUGAAGAAAAAGAAGAAAAGAGGUGAUGACCCGGGUGCAGAGGGACGGCCGUAUGUCACCAAAAUCUUUGCCAAGUUUACUCAUGAUAUUCCUCUUCCCAUGUCCAAGAAGAAGCACUUAACCAUUGAGCAACUAAACGCAAGGAGACGAAAAGUCUGGCUCACCAUUGCAAAAAAAGAGAAUCCAAAGGCAUUUAAACAGAAAGCAUCAGCGAAGAACUUCGUUUUAUCUAAUGCCAAAAAGUUGGCACACCAAUGCAUGCGCGAGGUCCGCCGGGCCGCCAUCCAGGCCCAGAAGAACUGCAAAGAGACUCUGCCACGUGCCCGCCGGCUCACCAAGGAGAUGCUGCUCUACUGGAAGAAGUAUGAGAAGGUGGAGAAGGAGCACCGCAAGCGUGCAGAGAAAGAAGCCCUGGAGCAGCGCAGGCUGGAUGAGGAGAUGAAAGAGGCUAAGAGACAGCAGAGAAAGCUGAACUUCCUCAUCACACAGACAGAGCUGUACGCUCACUUCAUUGGGGGGAAACAGGACAGCACCCAGGAUGAGAUCCUGAAGAAGCUGGAGGACAAGUCUUCCCAGAGGCAGAUCGAUAUUGGCGGAGGGGUCGUCGUGAACAUGGGCCAGGAGGAUUAUGACUGUGAUUACUACAAGUCUCAAGCUCUGAGAAAUGCCAAAGAGGCCUACAAGAUCCAGCAGACAAGGACCAGAAUAUUUGAUGAUGAGGCUAAGGACAGUCGCUCUGCAUCUCUCCAUGUGGCCAGCAUAUCUGGCUUUGGGGAAAGCUACAGCUUGGCUAACCCAUCGAUUCGUGCAGAGGAAGACAUUCCACAGCCCACCAUCUUUGAUGGAUUGCUCAAGGGCUAUCAGCUGAAAGGCAUGAACUGGCUAGCUAACCUGUAUGAGCAGGGCAUCAAUGGCAUUCUUGCAGAUGAGAUGGGUUUAGGCAAAACAGUCCAGAGCAUUGCUCUGUUGGCUCACCUCGCAGAGCGUGACAACAUUUGGGGACCAUUCCUCAUAAUUUCACCUGCCUCAACUCUCAAUAAUUGGCACCAGGAAUUCUCCCGCUUUGUGCCUAAAUUCAAGGUGUUACCAUACUGGGGUAAUCCUCAUGACAGAAAGGUCAUCAGGAAGUUCUGGAGCCAGAAAACUCUGUACACCCAGAACGCCCCCUUUCACGUCGUCAUUACCAGCUACCAGCUUGUGGUCCAGGAUGUCAAGUAUUUCCAGCGGGUGAAGUGGCAGUAUAUGGUUCUGGAUGAGGCCCAGGCGCUGAAGAGUAGCACCAGUGUAAGAUGGAAGAUACUUUUACAGUUCCAGUGCAGAAAUAGACUUCUACUCACAGGAACUCCCAUUCAGAACACCAUGGCUGAGCUGUGGGCCCUUCUUCAUUUCAUCAUGCCUACUCUGUUUGACUCACAUGAUGAGUUCAAUGAGUGGUUCUCAAAAGACAUCGAAAGCCACGCAGAGAAUAAGUCUGCCAUCGAUGAGAACCAGCUCUCCAGACUUCACAUGAUCCUUAAACCUUUCAUGCUUCGUCGAAUCAAGAAAGAUGUGGAGAAUGAGUUGUCAGAUAAGAUUGAGAUCCUGACAUAUUGCAACCUCACCAGCAGACAGCGUCUCCUGUACCAAGCUCUGAAGAAUAAGAUCUCCAUAGAAGACCUGUUGCAGUCGUCUAUGGGAUCCUCUCAACAGGCCCAUAACACUACCAGCAGCCUCAUGAACCUUGUCAUGCAGUUCAGGAAGGUGUGUAAUCACCCAGACCUGUUUGAGAGGCAGGAGACCCGCUCUCCCUUUCACAUGACGCUCAGGCCUUUCCUCAUUUCUAAGUUCAUGUUCCGACAAGGCCUUCUACACACAUCAAACCAGAACAGGAUUAAGUUGCUUCAGGUUUUGCUUUCUCCAUUCUCUCCACAUUACAUUCAGCAGUCCCUGUUUCACAGAAAAGGUGAUGAUGAGGGGAGUUGCUUCUCAUUCCUGCGUUUCAUCGACGUCUCCCCAUCUGAGAUGUCCAACAUCAUGCUGCAGGGCAGUCUGAUUAGAUGGUUAGCCAUUUUUCUGUCCCAGAAGUCCUCUUACCGGCUCUACACGCGCCGACUGUGGGCCAUGGAGAACCAGGAUCAGAACCAGACGCUAAACACAAAAGACCUGAUUCUGUGGCUCAACACACCAACCUCUUUCCCAAGCACAUAUGAUAGUCCUGUCCUUCAGGAUCUGGUGUUCACCAGGCAUCAGCCAGGAUUGUUGAGACCCAUGGAUGUACCUGGCCAUUCGAGACUUUCUUCAGCUCCUGCUCUAAGACCUUGCCAGCCCUCUCAAUUGCCCAAAUUCCUCCUAGCUGCUGUGCCAAGGGUGACAGCACCUCCCAUGGAGCGCUACUGUGAUGACCGCAGUGCUGAGUAUGAAUGGAGACGAAUGCGGGCCGGAAACAGUGAAGCUGAUAAGCAGUGUGUUCUGUAUGGAUCACCUGAGCUGGCCUCAGCCUGGGCGCGUCGUUCCCAGGUCUUUCAUACAGAAUUCUUUGGUGGAGUGAUGGCACAGUACCCCAGACAUGGUUGGUCUUUCAUCAGGAUACCAGACAAAGAGACUCUAAUUACACACAGUGGGAAGCUGCAUACCUUGGAUAAGUUGCUGUGCAGACUGAAGUCCCAAGGUCAUCGUGUCCUCAUCUAUUCUCAGAUGACUCGAAUGAUUGACUUGCUGGAGGAGUACAUGAAUUACCGCAAGCACACCUACAUGCGCCUGGAUGGUUCAUCUAAGAUUUCAGAACGAAGGGAUAUGGUUGCUGACUUUCAGAGCAGGACGGACAUUUUUGUCUUUCUCCUGAGCACAAGAGCAGGAGGUCUAGGCAUUAACCUCACAGCUGCUGAUACAGUGAUAUUUUAUGAUAGUGACUGGAAUCCCACCGUGGACCAACAGGCUAUGGACCGGGCUCAUCGGCUUGGUCAGACUAAGCAGGUUACUGUGUACCGCCUUAUUUGCAAAGGCACCAUUGAGGAACGCAUCUUACAGAGAGCCAAAGAGAAGAGUGAGAUCCAGCGAAUGGUGAUCUCUGGAGGAAACUUCAAGCCAGAUACACUUAAGCCUAAGGAGGUGGUAGGCCUGCUUCUGGAUGAUGAGGAGCUGGAGAAAAAGUUACGUUUGAGGCAGGACGAGAAGAGAACGCAGGAAGAGAACAGUAAAGUCAAAGACCGCAAAAGGAAGCGGGAGAAGUACGCUGAGAGGAGGAAAAAGGAAGAUGAGGUGGAUGAGAAGAGGAGGAAGGAAGGGGUGAACCUCGUCAUUCCCUGUGCUCCCUCGGCGGACAAUUCCAAUUUAUCAGCGGAUAAUGACGGAGAUGACUCCUUCAUGAGCUUGGAUAUGGACUCCGCCAUUCCUAGCCCUUUUAGCGAGAUCUCUUUGAGCAGUGAGCUGCAGCCCGGCUCCAUUGCUCCUGAUGAGAGCAGCAACGACAUGCUGGUAAUUGUGGAUGAACCCGUGUCCUCUGCACCACAGUCCCGUGCCACAAACUCGCCUUCCUCAGUCACGGGCUCAGAUAACAUUAACGGAGUUUCAUCCCAGGAGAUGUCAAAUACAGGCAAGGGGAAAUGUGGUCGGAGUCGUGGAAGGCCGAAGGGGUCAGGAGGGAUGGGGAAAUCCUCUGUGAAAGGCCGUGGACGCAAAUCAACCGCUGGCAGUGCAGCAGCCAUUGCAGGGGCUAUGGCCGGGGCGGCAGCAGCUUCCGCAGCGGCGUAUGCUGCCUAUGGGUUUAGUGUGUCCAAAGGUCUUACCUCAUCAGGCCCUCUCCAGCCCUCAUUGACCAGGACAUCAGCCGUACCAUGCCCCGCUACAAGUAGUGCCUCUUCUGCUGGACCCAAGACUGGCACAAUUUCUCUUGGUCCCCAGUAUGUGACACACAGUAGCUCACAUACCCAUCACAACUCUGCCAGGAAAGGCAAAGGGGCCAGUGGCGUAUCAUCUCAACAGUAGGCAAAGCAAGAAGGAAUGCAGUGGACUAGACGUUACCUGUUCAUAUGAUUUGUCAGAUGUCUAUAUUAGAAAGUUGACUCAGAAAUGUGUUCCUGGAUAAACAGUUUAAGGAGUAUCAAAAACCAUCUUCACACUUCUCAGCGAAGCUUGUCCACUUGGGUGGGUGGACCCAAAAGACACCAGCUCAACUCUGAGGGCUAUAUUUAGGAUCACAAAACUGCUCCUUUGAUUCCUGUGCUGUUGGUGUAAAAUAGUGAAAUAUGUUCAGAUAUGCAUGCAAUGCAGGACCAAUCAGGAGUCAAAAAAAGAAAUCUAUGCGGAGCGAUUUGUCAUAAGAAAUGCACUACACAAAAUAUCUAACCAUUUAAAUUUUGUAUAGAUUUAUCUGUUGAAUAUUUGGUUGAUGUAAAAUUAUUAACACCAGUCCAAGUCGAUUUAGCAAAGGGCUUGCUAAUACAUGAGCAUCAUAAAAGCAGUUUUAAGGUGUCCCUGAAGGUAUGUCGUGGGUUCAUUUUCCUUCUUUUCCUUCCAUCCAAAUAAUAUUUAUCCUUCUUUAAAAGAUCACUUCAGACCUCUGGUGCAUUCUGUAACUCACAUUUCUUCCUGUUACAAUUCCAUUUCAAGUUAAUGUUUCAAACUAUUGAAUAUUACUUCAACUUAUUUUAUUUGAAUUGAACUUUUGUCAGGUGAAUUAAAAAAGAAAAGUCCUGUCUGUCUUCCCCAUACAUCCUCUGAAUCAUAAUGCAUUUAAUGAUCGACAUACUCAUUAAAGUCCUUAAAAAGAAAA